Molecule: messenger RNA, 843 nt
Organism: Saccostrea echinata
Lineage: Eukaryota; Metazoa; Mollusca; Bivalvia; Ostreida; Ostreidae
Product: multiple epidermal growth factor-like domains protein 10
Exons: 7
Coding region: 1-843 (280 amino acids)
Molecular function (GO): scavenger receptor activity
Source: RefSeq, a predicted model, not a curated record
AUGUGCUACAAAGACGGACCGGAGUUACCUCUAUUAAAUUUCACAACAAACUGUAUAAGAUAUGGUCGAUAUGUCAUCUACUACAACGAAAGACUGAGUGGAGUGACGUAUCCAGAGGGAUAUGAAUCCAUGUCCUACAUUCAGUUAUGUGAAGUGGUAGUGGAAGCUUGCCCUAAUGGAUCAUACGGUCACGAAUGUAAAUCCAAAUGCUCAGGACAUUGCAAAGAUCGAACUCCAUGUAACCACGUGACGGGUGAAUGUGCCAGAGGCUGUAAUGUGGGAUGGACUGGGACUUUAUGCAAUAAACCUUGUGAUGCUGGACGUUUUGGCGUUAACUGUACUUCCUACUGCAGUGGACAUUGUUUAAAUGACGAAUCAUGUAACAAAGAAACUGGGCACUGUGACUUGGGAUGUAGCGGUGGAUAUAUUGGGGAUUUGUGUAACAUAGAAUGUACACCUGGGUGGUUUGGAAAAGAAUGCAAAUACCGCUGUAGUGGACACUGUGCUGAGGAUGAAAGUUGUAAUCACGUAGACGGGAUUUGUUCUCGUGGAUGUAAAGACGGUUAUAUUGGACAUAACUGCACCACAGCAUGUACGGUCAACCGCUAUGGUAAAAAUUGCACCAGUGUCUGUUCCUCAAAAUGCACUAGUACAUGUGCACAUACUGACGGUUCUUGUGAGUGCAGUUCUGGUUGGAUGGGUUCUCCGCAUUGCAACAAAAAUUUAACGGUAGCUGUACUGCAGGAUGCAAAGAACCGUUUCUUGGAGAAAUGUGUAUUCAAAGCCAAAAAGGAUCAGCGUCGGAAAUUUCAGCAACAACCUGUUUCCCAUGGAUAUGGAUAG